UUAUUAUUUAACUACACUGAUCUCAGUUAACCAUACCUCGAAAAUUUAGCAACGACGUACUACCAUUUAUCCUCAUCAUAUAUUCUCUGCUGGAAUGGCAAGUCUUCAAUUGGCCAGGAUGAUGAUCUUUUUCAUCCGACCAUUAUCGUUGGCAGGCGAGUCGGGAGAUGAUCCACUUGGCGUGAUGCUUCCACUCCGGAGGCCGCGGACGCCGGUGAAGAUGGCCGCUCGCCGUACUCAGAAUCUGAUUAACUCAUCUCAACGUGGAACAGAACUGCUGCAGGUGAUCCCUAAUAGCUCUGUAUUAGUAGCUUAUAACUGUCGGAAUCUGCUUCGUCAAUUUCAAGAUGAAUCAGAGCCCAGACGAUACGGGCGGUGAGGAUCAAACGACAGCACCAUCCUGGCGUGCGUGCGAUAACUGUCGUGCCAGAAAGAUCAAAUGCGAUAAACGAUCGCCGUGUUCCAAUUGCCGCGUAUCCAACGCAAUAUGCCGGACGGCAAAGAAGCCAAGGGAGCAGCGGCAGCGCAUCCUAAUUUCUAGUCAAUAUGAAACGAAGAUUGCCCUGAUAGAGGACCGCCUGUCAAGGAUCGAAGGUCUGCUUCAGGAUCUUGCUGCAAACUCGAAUGUAGCGACUCUUCCAACAAGGAUUCGGGCGGACGUGAAUCCAUCAGGUACCGUGCAGCAGAGUCCUCUGCCCUCAGUGGCUCAACCACCGUCGGAACCUGAUAUGACGACCGCGAACAAGACCUUUGAAGGCGAGUCCUCGUUCAGGGCGCACUUCGUCCAUGCCAGCAAACUCUUCGAACGUGCCAUGAGCGUGGAUAAUCUCGUGGGUCGUAGCCCUGAAAUGCAGGAGGCCAUCUCGAAUCUGCGCAGCCUAGUUGAGAAGCAGAAUACCCUAUCAGUGCAUCAUGAUUUGCGGUUCCCCGGACAGAAAGCAGCUCCUGCGCUUGACUUCUCCUCGGUCAAAAUGCCUCCAAUGGCUUCGGUGGUAUCGUUAUUGAGACUCUGUAAAGAAACGAUGUCGAGCAAUUUUCUGGAGCUACCAUUUCUGGACUAUAUGAAAUUCGAUGAUAUGUGCAAGAAGGUCUAUUUUGCGACUGAGGACUAUUCCAUGGCCCUUUUCACUCUGGUGAAUGGCGGCCUUUACUACCUUUUCUCCGAGGUCUGCAUGUUGCGGGGGCAAAACAGCGCUGAGUUCAAAGAAUGUGCGGCGAUAUGCCGUUCCAAUUUUGAGUACACGAUUGGAAAAUUUGAUGUUCUCACAGCACCUACGCUAGAGAAUAUCCAAGCUUUGUGUCUUGGAGCAUUCUACUCUAUCGAUAUUUCAAGACCAUCAUUAUGCUGGGCUCUAGCGUCCAACGCGGCAAGAUUGUGCCAGAUACUGGGGUACCACCGAUCCGUUGCAACACCAGGAGACACUCAGUCAGAUAUCGAACUGAAGAAAAAGAUGUUCUGGUUUGUCUAUGUGCUGGACAAGAGUCUGUCCUUGAGAUUGGGCAGGUCAUCUACACUCCAGGACUACGACAUCACGCUUGAGCGGCCAGGACAGUCUUCAGAUGUCGGCCUUCGCGCAUGGGACAUGGUGUAUAACUUCUGGAUAGAUCUGGCACGUUUUAACGGACGCGUCUAUGAACAGCUCUAUUCCGCACGAGCUUUGUCAGACUCCGAGGCAGAUCGCGUUCAACGGGCGAAGGACAUCAUACGGGAUAUGCAGUGUUGGUAUCAAGGGAUACUAGAUACCGAUCACAAGGCCGUCUAUAGCCCGUACUAUUUCGAAGCGACAACAUCUGCUUGCGCGAUCGUGUAUUAUUCCGUCUUGACACUGGUUUACCGCACUAUCCCACCAGAUCCUUCGGACCAUUCGGCCAUCUUCAGCAACGACUGUAUCGAGACCGCUCGAGCCACUCUAAGGGCCCACUACCAGAACUCAUCUAGAUACAAAGAGAGCAACAACUACAUCUGGAAUGGUUAUAUUAGCUGGACUUUAAUGCAUUGCCCAUUCACACCAUUUCUGGUUGUGUUCUGUCAGGCGAUAGCCGUUGCUGACCUGUCCGACCUUAAGCUUCUUGGAGAAUUCGUUUCCUCUCUACAACCUGUAUCAGAGGUCUCCGAAGCUACAGAGAAGCUAUAUCGUCUUUGUCAGGUCUUCCAUCGCGUCGCUAAUUUAUAUAUCGACGCCAAGAUCAAACGCAGCUCAAAUGUGCACAUUCAGCAAGAUGCAUCCGUUAGCGGCACCAACGCCAUGUACCCGGUGAACGACUUCGACCCCUAUCUCAGUGCCUUGGGCUUCACGUCAGCGGGGGCAAUAUCAUCUGUCCCCAGCAGCGGUAUUUCGGCAGGAGAGAUGCCCCCUUCAGAAUAUGACGGAAUGACCGCGUCCGGUUCCUUGGGAGAUUGGUUUGCAGGCAACCUGAACAUCAUGGCGCUUCUAGAAGCCGAUCUCUCGAAUAUCAACACCAUCAAUAUGUAGAACUUGCUGGACAAGGGAGAUUCGAGGGAAUUGAUGGGUUUCUGUCAUGUUUAACACUUGACGACGUGCUGGCUGGCUGUGUUUGUGUGACGGUCAUAGGAUUAGAAAAAGAACCCCGCAUUGUGUGAGGCUGGAUUACCACCAAUUCAAGCAGUGGGAACUUGCGAUUUUCUGUUAGAGCACAUUCAACCCAUCCGCUACGGGCAGUUAGGAUGUAUUGUAGACGCUUCAUGCAUCAUCAAUCAAUAGGUUGCGGUGCAUUUGUAAUAUUCUGCUCCUGGGUCUGUGAAUACUUAUCGCGGGGUACAACUUACCGCCCAAUUUCCCCCUCUAUCUCACUAGAGCCUU
This is a messenger RNA of Paecilomyces variotii, 2822 nucleotides long. Its product is annotated as putative C6 transcription factor. Gene Ontology annotation, molecular function: zinc ion binding; DNA-binding transcription factor activity, RNA polymerase II-specific; DNA binding. The coding region runs from base 348 to 2474 and encodes 708 amino acids. Gene Ontology annotation, biological process: DNA-templated transcription; regulation of DNA-templated transcription. Lineage: Eukaryota; Fungi; Ascomycota; Eurotiomycetes; Eurotiales; Thermoascaceae. The record is from RefSeq and is a predicted model, not a curated record. The transcript is spliced from 9 exons.